AUGACUCCACCGAAACUGAACAACAAAUAUAAGCGCAUCAAUAUCCCGACAUUGACUGACAUGGCUACCCGCUCAAGAUAUCUAGCCGACCACAAGAAACGACCUGUUCUGAUGCCAAAUGAUGAGGCGCGUCUAGGGAACGGCAAACCUCCCACCCGACCGCGAAGUUUCCGUAUUGCAAAAAGGGCGGCAAUUAAUAAAGUGGCUAUAUAUCGGACGGGAAAUAAACAACAAGAAGCUGCCGCCGAGCGGAGCUCGUUGCGAGAGAGCUUACACACCCAAACGACGAAUCCUGUUCAGAAAGCGGCGACGCGAAAGCGACCUGUAGAACCCGAUGUUGAACAAGGGACGGAACACAGACGAAAGCGAUACCGAAAAUCUGACCGUCAACUAUUAGCUCAGCAACUAAAUAAGAAGAGACAGCGAGAUACCUUAGAUCCCAUCCACAACAAGCUAGUGGCAGCUCCUCGAAAGCGAGUACAAAGAUUCUCCGAAGAUACAACCGUCGACACUAUACCUAAUAACGAGGCGGCAAACCAAAUUGGCGAAGAAGAAUCGGAUCCCAUCAACUAUUGGACGAAGACACACAAGUGGCCCAAGAGAUUUGCUGAACAGAGCAACAACGACAUGAAUCAUCUACUUGCUAGACGAAAGUCCUCAAACUCCCUUCGUCAAAAACAAUCAGCACCGGCAUCUUUCGAGCCUCUAUCUGUUACACCAAGCUCUGCCGCGCCGAGUUCAACCACGCCAAGUGAUCAGAAGCCGAGAGAAGCGAAAAGCGCUCCUUACCAAGAUGCGCGAUAUGAGGUCCUACUUGCGACAAGAGGCAGCUUUAUGGAAGAAUCCGAACUGGGAAUCACAAAGCAAAGCAGAGAAGCAUACCUGAAAUUGCUCGACACCAAGCAGACAGUACCAAGUGACUCGUUCCAUGACGACGUAAUCAAGCGAACCUGUCAAAACAUACACAAUCGGAAUGAGGCCAGAGUUAUACAAGAUAUUACUCGAUUAAUCGCCCCUUCUGCGGAAACUCUUACGAUUUUUGGCUCCAAACAUCUCAGCAUUCUGAUCGAGAGUGUCAACGAAGGCUGGAACAACUCAAUGCCCCUCGAAGACACACGAGUCCAGCUUAAGUCCUCAAUGGGAUUUAAGCGUCCCCAGCCUGACUAUUCGGUGGGAUUCAAACGCGAGGCAUUCACGACAACUCAGCUUGAAAAGCUUGCUCCCUUUAUUGGUGACUUCAUCGCCGGUGACCAAUCCUUUGUCAUGGCUACGUACUACAUGUACUUCCCUUUCCUCACGUGUGAGGUUAAGUGCGGUGCUGCAGCGCUCGAUAUUGCAGACCGACAGAAUGCUUAUAGCAUGACUCUUGCAGUAAGAGCUGCUGUAAAUCUCUUCAGAUUGGUCGGUCGUGAAAUGGAGCUUCACCGUGAAAUCUUGGCUUUUUCAAUCUCACAUGAUCACACCUCGGUGAGAAUCUAUGGACACUAUCCGGUUAUUGAGGGAAAGGAUACCAAGUAUUAUCGCCAUCCUAUCCACAGGUUCGAUUUCACAGCACUGGAUGGGAAGGAGAAAUGGACGGCUUACAAAUUCACCAAGAACGUCUACGAUAUAUGGAUGCCGAGCCAUUUUGAACGGCUAUGUUCGGCAAUAGACAAGAUACCGGCGGACCUAGAUUUUAGUGUUCCACAACUUUCUCAAAGUUUUGAGCUUUCACAAAACCUCGAGCGCCAUCGCCUCUCAGAAUGGAGUCAACCCAAAUCUCAAUCAGCAGACCACAGCCAGCAAAGUACUGGCGAUGCGCAGGAUGCAACCCCAGAUACCUCUUUUACCGACCGAGGCGCGCCAAAAGGGCCAAGGAAAAGGCCUGCUGUGGAAGAGCAGUGCCGAUAAUUGGUUUUACGAUUCAUUGUUCAGAUAUUCAAUUGACUCAAUUUACACCAUGCUCCGCUUGCCAUAAGCUC
Messenger RNA from Verruconis gallopava, 1961 nucleotides. RefSeq lists its product as uncharacterized. The record is from RefSeq and is a predicted model, not a curated record. The coding region runs from base 1 to 1890 and encodes 629 amino acids. NCBI's taxonomy places the organism in Eukaryota, Fungi, Ascomycota, Dothideomycetes, Venturiales, Sympoventuriaceae. The transcript has 2 exons.